GAAACGGAAGCUUUGUUCUUUUUCCGUUCUGUUCGGUGCUCGCUCCUGUGCUGACACCAGAGCCGAGCGCCCGUCGCCAUGCCUCGGAAAAUUGAGGAAAUCAAGGACUUUCUACUCACAGCCCGGCGGAAGGAUGCCAAAUCUGUCAAGAUCAAGAAAAACAAGGAUAAUGUAAAGUUCAAGGUCCGCUGUAGCAGGUACCUCUACACCCUGGUUAUCACAGACAAGGAGAAGGUGGAGAAGCUGAAGCAGUCCCUGCCCCCAGGUUUGGCAGUGAAGGAGCUGAAAUGAACAGGACCUCUGCAUGUGACUAUUAAAAACCCCGAAAAGUCAAAAAAAAAAACUGAAUUUUAGAGAUGCAGUCUGAAAUAUUAAGAAUGACAUUAAAUGGCUUCUUGACCUUUUGACCUUUUGGUCAACAGGAAA
Rattus norvegicus (Norway rat) is the source of this 426-nucleotide messenger RNA. The record is from RefSeq and is a predicted model, not a curated record. Lineage: Eukaryota; Metazoa; Chordata; Mammalia; Rodentia; Muridae.